AUGCCGCUCGAUCCCCAACCCGAAGCUGAGGUCGCACAUCGCAACAUGGCCUUCGUACUACGCCUCGCCUUUCUGACGGCCACAAUCUCGGGGAAAGUCUACAGCGACCUUUCCUUCGUGGGCAAUGUCUCGGCAGCUCCUGCCAUCUCUGCAUGCCGUAACCCUCUCAAGGUUGCCUCCAUCUAUGCUGCCACUAGGACGUACUGCAAACCGCAAGACUUCGAUGCCUCUGUACAAUACUACGCUGGGAAGUGCGCGGGGUUUGGCGGUGUCACGAUGAUCCCGGAGUCCGAGGUUGCUGACAACCUCACGGCGGCUGCACUCCAGAGCAUGCGUGUUGUUAGCAAAGGAGAGGUUCCUUCAUACUCCAAGCUAUCCGCCCCGGUGCUGGUAUCGAGGUCGUGGUUCGACGUAGCUUUCAAGACCAUUGAUGCAUUUCAAUUCGAGAAGCGAAUCAGACCAAUAUAUGGCUGGCCAAAGGUCUCCAUCCAACUUUGGCGGUACAUUGCCGACAGGAUGGCCACGAUGUGCUUGUCCAACCUCCCAAUCCUGUGGCUAUUCAGCGGCCGGAACAAUAUCUUCAUUUGGGCAACGGGCUGGCACUUUUCGACGUUCAACUUGUUCCACAGGCAUAUCGCGAGGGUGUCGAUGCUGCAGGCAGCUAUCCAUGGAAUCAGCAAUACGGUCUUCAUUUUCAAGACUGGUACCAAGCUUUUCUACAAGCUGAGAUGGAAAGAGUUGUGGUUCCGUUACGGUGUUGUUGCCGUAGUUGCCUUGGGACUAAUGAUGCUGUUUUCCAAUCACUGGUUCCGACACAGGUUCUACGACUCUUUUCUUCUCAUCCACAUCAGCCUUGCGAUCGUGGCAAUUGUUGGCAUCUUUUAUCACACUUCUAUCUACAUGGGGAGGUUUGACCCUUAUCUUUGGCCCAUAGUUGCUCUCUGGUCUUUUGAGCGCGGUGUGAGGCUCGUUCGCAUCGUCUACUGCAAUCUGCAUGUGCGCUUCGGCAAGGGAGGAUCACUGCAGCGAACUCGCGCGACAGUCGCAUACAACGAGGAGGCAGACAUCAUCAGCGUGAAGGUGCUGCCCGCAACGACUCUAAUCAAGCCGGCGCCAGGUCAGCACUACUUUCUGUAUCAGCCGUUCAGACUGAAGGGAUGGGAAAGCCACCCUUUUACUCUGGCGUAUUGGGAGAAAUCUUCCGCGUCAGUCCACGACGACAUCUCGCUCUGCUUCUGGAUCAGGCCUCGUGAUGGAUGGACUCGCUCACUCAAGAAGCGAUGUCUGCGUUCCGGCGAGCCCAGUAUUUCUACCACGAUACUCCUUGAGGGGCCGUAUGGCAAGCAAGAGCCGCUGUGGGUGUACGAUGAAGUCCUCUUGAUCGCGGGUGGAUCCGGCAUCUCAGCCAUUGUCUCCUACCUCCUCGAUCAUGCCAGACGAGCCACCGCUAUGACAGAGGAUGCUGGCGGCAGGGCACAAGAAAGGUUACGAACGCGCCGCAUUACUCUAGUGUGGGCCAACAGGAGCGCAAACUACAUGCAGCAAGUUGCCGCGAACGAGCUCACUGAAGUCCUUGCACGGGAGGAUGUCAAUGUCCAAUUUCACUACACCACCGUUUCGGACUCUGGAUCAGAUUCCCCCAUCGGGUGUGACAACCCCCCCAAGGCUACAGAUGAGACUGAGAAGGAAGACGAUCCUAGAGAGAGGAAGGGAUUGGAGGGAGACACCGAAAAACAGACAGUGCCCAACAAUCAGCACAUUAACGACCCGGAGAUCACUAUGAAGCCCGGACGGCCGGAUCUUCACUUCAUUAUGAAUCAGGCUGCUGCUAGAGCUCAUGAUGGUGGCAUCAGGCUUGCCAUAAUGGCUUGCGGUCCAGCGAAGAUGGUCGACGAGACUAGAGAGAUCUCCUAUCGCUGUAUGAGGGAGCACGGUGGCGCUGUACAAUAUUUCGAGGAGGCUUUUGGCUGGUAG
Messenger RNA from Thyridium curvatum, 1974 nucleotides. RefSeq lists its product as uncharacterized. NCBI's taxonomy places the organism in Eukaryota, Fungi, Ascomycota, Sordariomycetes, Thyridiales, Thyridiaceae. Gene Ontology annotation, biological process: copper ion import; intracellular iron ion homeostasis; iron ion transport. Gene Ontology annotation, cellular component: plasma membrane. The coding region runs from base 1 to 1974 and encodes 657 amino acids. Gene Ontology annotation, molecular function: ferric-chelate reductase activity. The record is from RefSeq and is a predicted model, not a curated record. The transcript has 7 exons.